AUGAUAUUAUCGAACGAGCAGAGACUUCAAAUUCUCGGUGGAUCUGAGACGCGUGGUGCUCACUUCCUGUUCCGCUGGCCAAAUGGAGUGGUGCCAUAUACCAUCGACUGGGUUCUUGGUAGAAAUGCUUAGCAAUUAUUCCAUGAGGCUGAGUAUGAUACGAACAAUUAUGCAGAUCAAGGAGACUAUUAUCCACUGAAACGAAGGCCGAGGUGGAUAACAGCCUCCGAGAUCUACAAAUUCUACACAUCAUACAAAAGCGACUGCGACUGUUGAAUCUGUUGUAAGAUUCGACUGUGUGUAACAACUAUCAGAGAUCCACAAGUUUGUCUUUUCAUUACGAACUCAAUUGGUCAUCACUGUAAGGGCGAAGAACACCAAUGGAUCAUCUUUCACUUUUUUAUAAGAUCCAUUAUAAUUAAGUCGCUUUGCCCUUUCCUAUAGUGAAUUAUCUCUUAACACCUCCUGCACCAGGAAGUCCUGUCUUUGUCCGUGUUUAAGACCAUACGGUUCGGUUAACCUGUGCUAUUGGCAAUUAUCUGAUUAAAGAUCUUCGAAUCAGCUGUGAACGUCAUUUUUUUAGUUCACUCGGGAAUAAACAGCCAGUUGGCCACGCCUGGAAACGAGGUUGAUCGUGGUAUGUUGUUCAUGUAGCCUCAUUUCCAAUCAAAUAUACCAUUUAUCAUCCUCGUUUCCAUUCAAAUAUACCAUUGAUCAUCCUCGUUUCCAUUCAAAUAUACCAUCGAGUGGACGGCAUAUUACUCGCAUCUUCCAAAUUUGGACAGCGCCGGUUUGUUAUGAAGAAUUAGCCGGAGAUCGGUGCCAAUCAGAAACGGUGAGAAACUUUGAAUGAAUAAUAAUACCUGUUAUUGACAUGAACGCAAAGCUCACGGGUGACUGGUAAAUUAGCCAUUUAGAUAACCCCUAAAUAUUUAACGUAAUUGAACAUCAAAAAUCUAAUCGGUGUUAGAAAAGAAAGACGUAACGUCAUAUUUACUCUUAGCGUCUUUAAUAUAGCAAGGGAAGUUGAAGCAAAAGCAGCUAUUGCAGCAGCUAUCAAGGAAUGGUCAAGCACGACCUGUAUCAAGUUUAAGGAAAGAACUAAUGAGUCUGGAUACGUGACUUUCCGUUUUGGAACUGGGUAUGUGAAGUUUUAAGUAGUUAUUCAUUUAGUAUCCAGGGGCGUAGCCAGCUUUUCGACUAGUAGUAGGCCUGGCUGACUUUCUUUUCCACAUAUCCUGAAUAUUGCACGCAUGACUAGUAAUUUAUUCUCCCUGGGAGCGCCUACUCCCCAACGCCCCAAGGUUGGGAUGAGUUAUGGGAAGAGGUGAGGCCGGAGGCGGGAAGGGACCGGAGCUAAAGGCGUCAGAGAGUCCCAUCGCUGCGGAGAGGUGGGUGGGGCGACAAACUAGGUGUCUGGUGUCCGUUUUAACGAAGAGAGGAAUAAACAGCAUGAAAAAAGGCCAGUUUAUACUAAACUCACAAAUAUAUGCACAACGAGAUCCCUCGCGGAUCCACAGAUGCGCCGGAAUUUAAGUGCACGGGUCUCACGAGCACAGGGAGCGUUUGUGCGUGUCGGCCCCCAAUGAAAAUAGUACGCACUGACCUCGCCAACACUUUGAGCUCUUAAGCUUUUUAGCUCACCCCAACGACGCAUAAUUUAUUACGAGCGGCAGGGUGAUCAAACUAAAAAUUUGUAGGCGCGGGCCUACAGGUGUAUGGGCUGGCUACGCCCCUGGUAUCAGUCUAAUUUAAAGAUAUUCUCAGACUUUGUUGCUUAUCUUGAACUGCUUGUUAUGCUCAUGAGAUCUAUAAGCGAGGUACAUACAAUACUGAAACGUUAAAAUAAGUGAAUUGCAUUAGCAAUGGCUUUGUGAUUGGCUCAAUCACAGUGCAUUUUCCUCACAGUUAAUCAUUUUACCGCGCUUUAUAGCCUUCCAUCAAGUCGAUACGUGAAGGUGUAAGAAGGUGUCAUCGGACUUCGGGUUUCAUGAAGUCCGUUGUUUCAUUCAAGCAAAUUUUUCUUGAUUUUCCUUUUAUUUAAGUGCCAUCGAUUGGGUUUAUCUUGGAACUUGCGCUCUUGAGCUAAAUGGCAAAACGGUAUUAGUUUUGGCUUGCUUGCUUCUCUCUAUAAGUGCUUUUCUAGAAAAAACAACAACGACAGCAACAACAACUUCGGCUAAUUCAGUCAAUUUUGCGGCAGGUAACGGCAUCAGGACAAACUCGAGACUUUAAAUCGGACGUGAUCAUAACGAGAACUAAACUACUUCAUCAGCUGAAGCACAAAUCAAAUAGUCCAUCAUUGGACACCUAAAUGUACGGCCUCCAAUUGAACUAUUAAGUUAAAGGAGUCAAAACUAUCAUUUGAACUGAACAAGGUCAUAAGAAAAGUCAGCAUAUAUUUUUUUAACUUUUCGCUCGUAAUCAGACCAACGCUCUGGCAACUGGGCUGACACUUCGGAACGACCUUCACACGAUUUUAUUUCAUAACGCAUGUUUCCUUGUGUUUCCAGCUUAUUUUAUUGCAAUAUUAUUUGUUUUUCCAUUUUUUAAUAGCUGCUCAGCCGAUGUUGGUUAUCAAGGAAGACAACAGUACGUUAAUCUUGCUACAGGUUGUUGGCACAUGGGAACUGUAGCUCAUGAAAUAGGUGGGAAGCAUACGUACAAAGACUGAUUAUUUAUGCUCAAAGAAAUGACUGAGGAACUUACCAAGUAUCAUUAACUGUCAUGCGCAUUUGAACAUUUUUAUGGAAAACUGGGCACUAUAAAUGUAUCAUUAUGAUUUAUUAUUAUUAAGCCCAAGUUUUCAUCUUAUGUGGCUACUCGAACAUAGUCAUUCGUUGUACCGAUUUCAAGUUAAAAAACUUGAAAUUUUGGCAUUGAAAAAUAAAAGAACUCACAGAAAGUACAGUUCUAUUAGGUUACUAUGAAGCCCUUGUAUAUCGUUGAAAGAGGGCUUAACUGCAAAGCGGGAGGUCGCAGGUUUGAUCCCCUGGACUGGACCAAUACUCAGGGUCUUUAACUUAGAAAUGACGGUACUGGUGUUGCCCCGCAAACAGCCAGACCUACGCGUGGCUCUGUUGACCGCGUAGAAAUGGCGGUCCCAUUUCCAGUAGGAGACUUAAAAAACAGCGUCCUCGUUUAUUAAUCUCGUCCUAAGUGACUUCACAUUAAGACCUUAACAGCUAGUUCCUUGCCACAUUUAUUUUUAACUUUAAACGGCAUGUUGUUGUUGUUGUUGUUUUUUUCUGCAGGUCAUGCUCUUGGCUUCUUUCACGAGCAGUCACGGCCUGAUCGGGACAAAUUUGUGCGAGUGUUGUGGUAUAACAUCCAACAAGGUCAUCCUUAGAUUUCUUUCCACUUGCAGAUUACCUGGUAGAUGCAGAGGUUUCGACUUCCAUAUAUUUUGACAGCGCCCACCCUUUUGUUUUUACCCUAUUGAUAUUCCCGCAAACUUCGUAUGAAAAUUUUAGAACAUUAAUACGAUAGGCAGAUACAAGCACACGUUAGAGGGAUAAUGAAGACAUUUUUUCAAUUCAUUUUCAUUUUAUUUUUUCCAUUCCAUUAUAAAUAGUAAAAGAUAAAUCACAGACAAACUUCAGAGCUUGAGCUCUAGAAAGUUUGCAACACUUGAUAAAGUACAGUAAAGAUAAUUAUAUUUUGAUAAGUUUGUAACAAAAAGAAGAAAGAAUGAAGAAUGGAAAGGAGACGGGCACAUCUAGGUCUACUAAUAUUGUGCCACUAAAAUAACGUAAUAUUAGGAAACUAUUUUUGUAGACAUUUUUUGUAGCAGAUAGGAUAUUUCGCUCUAAUAACCCACCUCAGAAAUAAUCCUACAUGAAUUCAAAGAAAACAUUUAAAUUUAUAUGUCGUUUGUAAAAAGGGUAGUAUUUAGAUUGUGCUUAAUGACUCAGAUACUGCGGCGAACAUAAUCAAUGGUUGUUAAUAAUAAUAAUAAUAAUAACAUAAUUUAUAUAGCGCUAACUCCACUAAUUGACCAAAGCGCUUAAAACAAACUUGAAAUUCCGGCUUUGAAUAAGUGAUAAAAGCUCAUAAAAGAACUCAAAUAGUACACUCGCGGCAUUGGAGUUCAUGCCACGAUGCUUUUUCUAGGUAGUAGGAGGAGCUUGCCUACCUUACUCUGUCAAAAUACUGUUUACUAGAUAGAGAAGAUGGAGAUGCGUGACAUCAUAUUAUCCAUUUUCUUAUAGGUCGAGGAUAUAACUUCAUGAAAGUUAAGUACAUUGAUUCGCGGGGUGAACCAUAUGACUACGAUUCUCUCAUGCAUUACGGUAAAACCUUCUUCAGUAAAAAUGGCAAACCAGCCUUGCUUCCACGGAAGAAAGGGGUAAGACAGCUGUAAGGCUUAACUAGACUAAAUACUUUCUGGUAAAUUUCUACUUAUUUCUUACUAAAAUAUUCACUCUUGCCCUUUCCGGGCCCUUUCUCUGGUUUUCUAAUAUUUUGCUAUGAAUAUACAAGAAUUAUCGGUCUAUCAUGUUUGCCUCAUAAGAUGUCGCGGGCGAAGACUUUACUGUGUCACUGCUCUUUGCCAUCAGUCGUAGAAAAUAGUUUUGUCGCUAUAGACUUGCAGAGUGUCUCUGAAGAGUUUCGAGUGAUUAUAUGCUGUUUAUCUUGCCGAGUUCAACUCCUUAGGCCGUCAAAUCCAAGAUACACAUGAAGCUAGCAUCUGCGCUUUUUGAAAAACGCGGAAUGUAUUAAAGUGAUCUUAACAGACCCUUUCUUGUUUUAGAUUGAGUUUGGUCAAAGAGAAAGAGUGAGCAACGGAGAUGCUCGUCAAAUGAACAAGAUGUAUAGCUGCUUUUAG
Molecule: messenger RNA, 4828 nt
Organism: Porites evermanni
Lineage: Eukaryota; Metazoa; Cnidaria; Anthozoa; Scleractinia; Poritidae
Source: the annotation of a GenBank genome assembly